Dovyalis caffra is the source of this 948-nucleotide messenger RNA. NCBI's taxonomy places the organism in Eukaryota, Viridiplantae, Streptophyta, Magnoliopsida, Malpighiales, Salicaceae. The record is from the annotation of a GenBank genome assembly.
AUGAGGGUACGUGUCCCUCUGCCCACACCUCCACCUUGUAAUACUCCUCCACUACCAAUAAUCUCCAUGAUCACUGAAACAGUAAUCUACUACCUCUCCGAACACCCCUCUAUAGUCACUUUCCGAUGGAGCCACAUCCAAUCGUGGGGCUCAACUUGGUCUUUUCUCUUGACCUCCAUAGCCUUUUAUCUUGCCUUCUGCGCAUUAGUCCAUCUUUUCUUACAAAUCUUUAUUAAACGUGGCCGUCCUGUCCCUCUCGGUCCAAUCCCAGCCGUGUACAGCCUCUUUAUGGCCUUAAUCUCCGCCAUUAUUUUCUCCGGAAUCCUCCUCUCAACUGCCGCCGAGAUCCAGGAAACACGGUGGUUUUGGCGAAGGUCGAAAACCCCAUUUCAAUGGCUCCUUUGUUUCCCUCUCGGAACUCGUCCUUCAGGCCGUGUCUUCUUCUGGUCUUACAUGUACUACUUGUCUCGGUUUCUGCAUAUGUUCCGCACCUUCUUCACAAUUUUAAGGUCACGCAAGCUGGUUUUUUUCCAGCUCGUCAAUAGCUCUAUAUUGACCUUCAUGUCCUUUCUAUGGCUUGAAUUCUCUCAAUCGUUCCAAGUCUUGGCGAUUUUGUUAGCAACUUUGGCAUACUCCAUCGUUUAUGGGUACAGAUUUUGGACAGCAGUUGGUUUGCCAUCUGCUUGCUUUCCUUUUGUGGUGAAUUGCCAGAUUGUGUUGUUGGGAUGCAAUGUUGCUUGCCAUCUUGGGGUGCUGUUGCUGCACUUUAUGAAAGGUGGGUGUAAUGGGAUUGGGGCAUGGCUGUUCAAUUCGGUGCUUAAUGGGGCUAUUUUGUUGCUGUUUUUGAACUUCUAUUUGAAGAUGUAUCUGGGGAAGAGGAAGGAGGUGAUAAGUGCGGCAAUGGAGGAGGCUGAGACGAUGAAACUUAAAGAGAAAGAAGGAAUUUGA